Molecule: messenger RNA, 2445 nt
Organism: Rotaria socialis
Lineage: Eukaryota; Metazoa; Rotifera; Eurotatoria; Philodinida; Philodinidae
Source: the annotation of a GenBank genome assembly
AUGUUUCCACCAGGCGCAUUCAAUCAAGCUAAUAUAGCCUUUCCAUUUCCAGGCCAACAACUACCGGGAUCACUCUAUCGUUCACAGUAUGGUGGUGUUACUGGAUUUACUCCACAAAUGGUGCCGAAUUUUCAACAAAUACAACAGGAUUAUCAACAAGCAGCAUCAAUACGUGGUCAAUCAUUACCAGCAGCUGGUAGACCCUAUCCACCACCAACAGGUCCUUAUACACCAGGGCCACCACCUUCAUCAUCAUCUCGACGUCAUAAACAUAGUCAGCAUCCACCACCAGCUCCAUCUCAACAUUACGAACAACGUAGUAGUCAUGGAUCUAAAAGUAAAAAACAUCAUAAACGACGAAGUGUAUCACCGAUCGGUGCUGCUGAACAAGCUUUAUAUUCUGAUCACGGAGAAGAACAUCGCGAACAAGCAGAAGAAAAACAAGUUCGUAGUCGCACUCAAUCACCUGCUCCACUCAACCAUCCGACCCAAGAAGGAACUAGUGACCAUGAGCAUCAAACAGUUGAAAGCACCAAUGACGAUGUCAUACAAGGAGGAGUAGCUAGAUCAGAAGAAGCACAAGCAAAUGUCGAAAAUGUAAAACAAAAAUCAAGUUCAAAAAAGAAGAAACAUCAUCGUCGUGAUCAUCACGAUAAUUAUAAUGCAGCACAAUUACCAGAGGGUACUACUCUUGACAAUAAUCCAAACAAUCUUUUUCAACAACCCUAUCAACCACAACAAUAUUCUCAACAGCCAACGCACUUUGGAGAAUAUCAUAAUGAAUUACCUCCACAAUUGAAGGUACAUCGUCAACCGCUCUAUGCUGGUUAUACACAAGCUUAUGAAGAAUCGAUUCGACGUGGUGAUAUUUCUCGUAAACAAGCAAAACGUUCAACACGUUUACCACCUGAAGUUAAACAACAAUUAUUUCCUCAUGAAGAUGAUCAUAAAAAUCAAGCUCCACCACCAGUACAACAACAUCAACAACAACAAUCGUAUCCAUUUGGUCCAACACCAGGCUAUCCUCAACAACCAUUCGGUGGUGUUCGUCCACCGUUUAAUCCAUAUCCAUCAUAUGGCCCUCCAGCUAUUCAACCCAAUUAUUAUGGUUCUAAUCCUGGUUCUGGACCCUAUACUGCUUUACAACCAUGGUCAAGCCAAGGUGCUGCUAGUGGAUCCAAUGAACGAGAAGUUCAACAUUUACUACAUCGUAUUCGUUCAUUAGAAGGUGAACUACAAAAACUACAACGAAAACUUCAUAAGGCGAAAUUAAAUAAAAAAGAAGCCGGAGGAGAAAAAGAUGAAGAAAGUCGUUCUCAUCGACGAUCAAAACGUGAUACUACUGGCUCACCAAGACAAACACCAGUCAUUGUUGAAUUGAAUAAUGCAACAGGCGAAGCAAUUCGUGAUACACCAUCGAAAAAACAUCGAAAUCGUACAAGUAGUAAUCAUAGUUCACACCAUGAACAACAAAACGUUGAACAAGAUUCAACCGGAAUCAUGCAUUCAACAGAAAAUAUAAUAGGUCAAGAUCAACGAACAAAUGAUACACGUGAAGUCUCACAAUUACAUACUAAUCGAACAACUACUGAAACCGAAAUAAAAUCUUUACCAGCAAAACCUACGCGUGAAGAAACUGCUGCACAAUUAGCACAUGCAGCUGUAGCUCAUCUUAAUAAUCGUCAAGGAUUUGUUGGUGGUUCAGCUCAACAGCAUGUAAGUGGACCUCCACCACCUCCGCCUGCACCACAAAUAGGACGAUCACAAUUACCCAAUCAGCAACAACAAUACAUUUAUCAGCCAGGCGUUCUACCACCACAAGGACAACAAAAUCUAGGUCCAAGACCACGUUUACCACCAGGUACUGGUAAUGUUGUUUACCAAGGCGAUCCAUAUCAACAACAACAACAAAUUAUUAAUCCUAAUCAACGUAAUAUGGCCAAUCAAAAUUAUAAUCAAUCAAAUAACAAUGAAUUAUUUGGUAACGAUGACAAUGAUGAUGCUGACGCUGAUGAUGAUGAUGAUGAAGAAGAAGAAGAAGAAGAAGAUGAUGAUGAUGAUGAUGAUGAUGAUGAUGUUGAUAAUGAUGAACGUCGCCAACAACUAGAACAAAGUCGUUCAGCAGAAAAAAUUCUUGAUGCAUUUGAACGUUUUUAUGUAACUCGUGGUAAAUCAUCAGCAACUCCAAUGAAAGUAAAAUAUAUUCCAGAAGAUAAUAAUAGUAAUCAACCACGUUUGAAUCAUCAACAACUAAAUACCAAUAAUAAUAAUAAUAAUAAUCGAUAUUGUUCAUCAAGUCGACAAAGUCAUAGUAGCAGUAGUUCAUCAUCUGAAUCUAUCUAUUCUAAUUCGCCAUCUAUUUCACGUCAUUCAAUAUAUGAUAAUACUCAUCGAAAGUCGGUAAAUAAAAUAAAAUGCAUUUUACACCUGCCAUCGCAGAUUUAA